This is a messenger RNA of Acanthochromis polyacanthus (spiny chromis), 5155 nucleotides long. RefSeq lists its product as uncharacterized. Bases 593 to 4432 code for a protein of 1279 amino acids. NCBI's taxonomy places the organism in Eukaryota, Metazoa, Chordata, Actinopteri, Pomacentridae. The record is from RefSeq and is a predicted model, not a curated record. The transcript is spliced from 2 exons.
CAGAAAAUGUUGCCACUAGUUUUAGGUUUUUCUGUUAAUUUGAAUUCUGAAAAAUAUGCAAUGUACUGAAUUUGACUUUGAUGACCAAUUUAGAGCUGAAGCUGUCAUUUAUAAUAUUUAUUUCAAUGCAAAAGUGUGUCCCAGAUCAGCAGCCUUAGAGUUUGUGUGUGUCGUCUCUGAUUUUGUUACUUGUAUGUAGGGCUGGGCAAUAUGGCCAAAAAAUAAAAUCUCGAUGUUUUCUUCUUCUUCUUUCUUUUUUUUUUUUUUAGGCAUCUUGGAUGAUUACGAUUUUAAUCGAUUUUUGUUGUUUCUUUGCGGUCUGUUUGCUAUGGCUAGUGCUAGCCAUACCGCACUCCCGUAGCUGCGAGCACUCUUCCCAUUCUUUAGGAUGCCUCUGCUGGAGGUGCUGAAAGAGUAAUGAAGGCGUUGUACCGAACCGUCGUAGUGAAGAGGGAGCCGAGGUCUUGAGGAAGUGCAGCGUCGAGUUUGAAGCAAAUCAGAUGAAGGAGGUUCUCAUUAUACAUGUAAAUAUCAGCAUUUUACGUUUGCUGUUUGUUGGCUCCACAGAGUCACUGAGUCUGAAUAAAUCUGCAUGUGUGUGUUUGUGUUCCUGUGUGUGUUUGUGUUCCUGUGUGUGUUUGUGUUCAUGUGUGUGUUUGUGUUCCUGUGUGUGUUUGUGUUCCUGUGUGUGUUUGUGUUCAUGUGUGUGUUUGUGUUCCUGUGUGUGUUUGUGUUCAUGUUUGUGUUUGUGUUCAUGUGUGUGUUUGUGUUCAUGUGUGUGUUUGUGUUCCUGUGUGUGUUUGUGUUCAUGUGUGUGUUUGUGUUCAUGUGUGUGUUUGUGUUCAUGAGUGUGUUUGUGUUCCUGUGUGUGUUUGUGUUCCUGUGUGUGUUUGUGUUCAUGUGUGUGUUUGUGUUCAUGUGUGUGUUUGUGUUCAUGAGUGUGUUUGUGUUCCUGUGUGUGUUUGUGUUCCUGUGUGUGUUUGUGUUCAUGUGUGUGUUUGUGUUCAUGUGUGUGUUUGUGUUCAUGAGUGUGUUUGUGUUCCUGUGUGUGUUUGUGUUCCUGUGUGUGUUUGUGUUCCUGUGUGUGUUUGUGUUCAUGUGUGUGUUUGUGUUCAUGUGUGUGUUUGUGUUCAUGAGUGUGUUUGUGUUCCUGUGUGUGUUUGUGUUCCUGUGUGUGUUUGUGUUCAUGUGUGUGUUUGUGUUCAUGUGUGUGUUUGUGUUCAUGAGUGUGUUUGUGUUCCUGUGUGAGUUUGUGUUCAUGUGUGUGUUUGUGUUCCUGUGUGAGUUUGUGUUCCUGUGUGAGUUUGUGUUCCUGUGUGUGUUUGUGUUCAUGUGUGUGUUUGUGUUCCUGUGUGUGUUUGUGUUCAUGUGUGUGUUUGUGUUAAUGUGUGUGUUUGUGUUCAUGUGUGAGUUUGUGUUCCUGUGUGUGUUUGUGUUCAUGUGUGUGUUUGUGUUCAUGUGUGAGUUUGUGUUCCUGUGUGAGUUUGUGUUCCUGUGUGAGUUUGUGUUCAUGUGUGUGUUUGUGUUCAUGUGUGAGUUUGUGUUCCUGUGUGUGUUUGUGUUCAUGUGUGUGUUUGUGUUCAUGUGUGUGUUUGUGUUCAUGUGUGAGUUUGUGUUCAUGUGUGAGUUUGUGUUCAUGUGUGUGUUUGUGUUCAUGUGUGUGUUUGUGUUCCUGUGUGUGUUUGUGUUCAUGUGUGAGUUUGUGUUCAUGUGUGAGUUUGUGUUCCUGUGUGAGUUUGUGUUCAUGUGUGAGUUUGUGUUCAUGUGUGAGUUUGUGUUCAUGUGUGUGUUUGUGUUCAUGUGUGUGUUUGUGUUCAUGUGUGAGUUUGUGUUCAUGUGUGAGUUUGUGUUCCUGUGUGAGUUUGUGUUCAUGUGUGAGUUUGUGUUCAUGUGUGUGUUUGUGUUCAUGUGUGUGUUUGUGUUCCUGUGUGUGUUUGUGUUCAUGUGUGAGUUUGUGUUCAUGUGUGAGUUUGUGUUCCUGUGUGAGUUUGUGUUCAUGUGUGAGUUUGUGUUCAUGUGUGUGUUUGUGUUCAUGUGUGAGUUUGUGUUCCUGUGUGUGUUUGUGUUCAUGUGUGAGUUUGUGUUCAUGUGUGUGUUUGUGUUCAUGUGUGUGUUUGUGUUCCUGUGUGUGUUUGUGUUCAUGUGUGAGUUUGUGUUCAUGUGUGAGUUUGUGUUCCUGUGUGUGUUUGUGUUCAUGUGUGUGUUUGUGUUCAUGUGUGUGUUUGUGUUCCUGUGUGUGUUUGUGUUCAUGUGUGUGUUUGUGUUCAUGUGUGAGUUUGUGUUCCUGUGUGAGUUUGUGUUCAUGUGUGUGUUUGUGUUAAUGUGUGAGUUUGUGUUCAUGUGUGAGUUUGUGUUCCUGUGUGAGUUUGUGUUCAUGUGUGAGUUUGUGUUCCUGUGUGAGUUUGUGUUCAUGUGUGUGUUUGUGUUCCUGUGUGAGUUUGUGUUCAUGUGUGAGUUUGUGUUCCUGUGUGAGUUUGUGUUCAUGUGUGAGUUUGUGUUCCUGUGUGAGUUUGUGUUCAUGUGUGUGUUUGUGUUCAUGUGUGAGUUUGUGUUCAUGUGUGUGUUUGUGUUCCUGUGUGUGUUUGUGUUCAUGUGUGUGUUUGUGUUCCUGUGUGAGUUUGUGUUCAUGUGUGAGUUUGUGUUCAUGUGUGAGUUUGUGUUCCUGUGUGAGUUUGUGUUCAUGUGUGAGUUUGUGUUCAUGUGUGAGUUUGUGUUCCUGUGUGAGUUUGUGUUCAUGUGUGUGUUUGUGUUCAUGUGUGAGUUUGUGUUCAUGUGUGAGUUUGUGUUCAUGUGUGUGUUUGUGUUCCUGUGUGAGUUUGUGUUCCUGUGUGAGUUUGUGUUCCUGUGUGUGUUUGUGCUCAUGUGUGUGUUUGUGUUCCUGUGUGUGUUUGUGUUCAUGUGUGUGUUUGUGUUAAUGUGUGUGUUUGUGUUCAUGUGUGAGUUUGUGUUCCUGUGUGUGUUUGUGUUCAUGUGUGUGUUUGUGUUCAUGUGUGUGUUUGUGUUCAUGUGUGAGUUUGUGUUCCUGUGUGAGUUUGUGUUCCUGUGUGUGUUUGUGUUCAUGUGUGUGUUUGUGUUCAUGUGUGUGUUUGUGUUCAUGUGUGUGUUUGUGUUCAUGUGUGUGUUUGUGUUCAUGUGUGUGUUUGUGUUCCUGUGUGUGUUUGUGUUCAUGUGUGUGUUUGUGUUAAUGUGUGUGUUUGUGUUCAUGUGUGAGUUUGUGUUCCUGUGUGAGUUUGUGUUCAUGUGUGUGUUUGUGUUAAUGUGUGUGUUUGUGUUCAUGUGUGUGUUUGUGUUCCUGUGUGAGUUUGUGUUCAUGUGUGUGUUUGUGUUCAUGUGUGAGUUUGUGUUCCUGUGUGUGUUUGUGUUCAUGUGUGUGUUUGUGUUCAUGUGUGUGUUUGUGUUCAUGUGUGUGUUUGUGUUCAUGUGUGAGUUUGUGUUCAUGUGUGAGUUUGUGUUCCUGUGUGUGUUUGUGUUCAUGUGUGUGUUUGUGUUAAUGUGUGUGUUUGUGUUCAUGUGUGAGUUUGUGUUCCUGUGUGAGUUUGUGUUCAUGUGUGUGUUUGUGUUAAUGUGUGUGUUUGUGUUCAUGUGUGUGUUUGUGUUCCUGUGUGAGUUUGUGUUCAUGUGUGUGUUUGUGUUCAUGUGUGAGUUUGUGUUCCUGUGUGAGUUUGUGUUCAUGUGUGAGUUUGUGUUCAUGUGUGUGUUUGUGUUCAUGUGUGAGUUUGUGUUCAUGUGUGAGUUUGUGUUCAUGUGUGUGUUUGUGUUCCUGUGUGUGUUUGUGUUCAUGUGUGAGUUUGUGUUCCUGUGUGUGUUUGUGUUCAUGUGUGUGUUUGUGUUAAUGUGUGAGUUUGUGUUCAUGUGUGAGUUUGUGUUCCUGUGUGAGUUUGUGUUCAUGUGUGAGUUUGUGUUCAUGUGUGUGUUUGUGUUCAUGUGUGAGUUUGUGUUCAUGUGUGAGUUUGUGUUCAUGUGUGUGUUUGUGUUCCUGUGUGUGUUUGUGUUCAUGUGUGAGUUUGUGUUCCUGUGUGUGUUUGUGUUAAUGUGUGUGUUUGUGUUAAUGUGUGUGUUUGUGUUCAUGUGUGAGUUUGUGUUCCUGUGUGAGUUUGUGUUCAUGUGUGAGUUUGUGUUCCUGUGUGAGUUUGUGUUCAUGUGUGUGUUUGUGUUCAUGUGUGUGUUUGUGUUCCUGUGUGUGUUUGUGUUCAUGUGUGUGUUUGUGUUCAUGUGUGAGUUUGUGUUCAUGUGUGUGUUUGUGUUCAUGUGUGAGUUUGUGUUCAUGUGUGAGUUUGUGUUCAUGUGUGAGUUUGUGUUCAUGUGUGAGUUUGCACUUAUAUGUGUGCGGUCUAAUGGUCGCGGCGAUGCAUUUGUGUGUGUGUGUGUGUGUGUGUGUGUGUGUGUGUGUGUGUGUGUGUACUUGUUUCUGCUAUACCGGUGGGGACUUUGACCUGACUAUUUGCUAUAAAGGUGGGGACUUGUCUUACGGUGGGGACCUAAAAUGAGGUCCCCACGGGUGGCAACACCGUUUUCUUGGCCAUAUUGUUGUUAAUAAAAAAUGUAAAAGUGCAAAAAUGUUUGUUUAGGGUUAGGCAUUGAUUUGGUGAUGGUUAAGGUUAGGGUUAGGGUAAGGGUUAGGAGUUAGAUAUGAAUGGGAGUCAAUGGUAAGUCCCCACCGGUAUAGAAAAAUAAACAUGUGUGUGUGUGUGUGUGUGUGUGUGACCUCAUCCAUGCCAUAGAUUAAAACCCAAAGCUGCAUUACCAAACCAACAGAUGGACUCAUGUCAGACAGCUGCAGCAUGAAAUCGUCAUUUCAGAUCUUCUGCAAGUCAACCGUCCUCCUUCUGCACUAAAAUCCCUCCAGUCACUUAAUAAAAAAUACGAUGUAGUGCUUCAUCUGCUGCCUUACUGGAGCAACGAGUUAAUUUUAAUGUAGUUUGCAUUUUAAAAGGUCAAACAGUCAGAUUUUUAUCCAUGAUAUGAAGUUAAAUCUGAAAUUCUCACCCAAAAAUAGCCAAACAGAGAUCAGAAUCUCCUAAUUAUGUGAUAAAUCUGGAUCAGUCUUCACACCUGGAUCUCAUAUUUAUUACAGCAUUAAUACAAGAUACGGGACAAGGACGUCACUGUAACAGAUUAUGUCCUGUUUUUUCAUAAUAAAGCAGCUUGUUUUCCA